Salpingoeca rosetta is the source of this 1030-nucleotide messenger RNA. RefSeq lists its product as uncharacterized. Gene Ontology annotation, biological process: amino acid transmembrane transport. Bases 32 to 1030 code for a protein of 332 amino acids. The record is from RefSeq and is a predicted model, not a curated record. Gene Ontology annotation, cellular component: vacuolar membrane. NCBI's taxonomy places the organism in Eukaryota, Choanoflagellata, Craspedida, Salpingoecidae. The transcript is spliced from 9 exons. Gene Ontology annotation, molecular function: amino acid transmembrane transporter activity.
AUCUUUAUCAAAUAAUCUACACUACUUGAAGAUGCUGCGUUCUGCGCGCUCCAGCCGUCAACAGAACGACGAUGGUGGUGAUGCUCAUGGUGGUGACAGCGAGCUGACGCUGCCAGGGCACCAUCAUGGCGGUCACGAGGAGGAGGGAGAACAGCAGCGCUUGUUGGUGGCAAGCGACAGCCCCGCAGCCUACAAGAAAAGCAUCAACUACAAGACUUUGCCCACGUCUUUGGCACACGAUGGAGGAGAUAACGACGACGACGAUGACGACAAGGCCAUCUUGGUUCAACAAGGGGAACGGUCAGGCAGUGGCACGAGCUUCUGGGAAACGCUCGCCAACUUCAUCAAAGGCAACACGGGUCCGGGCCUCCUGAGCCUUCCCUUUGCGCUCGCCAACAGCGGCUAUGUGGUAGGGCCGGUGUGCCUGGCAGCGAUUGCUGUGAUCUGUGUCCGCUGUAUCUUCAUGCUCGUGCACGUCAAGGAUCGCGUCUGUCGUGAGCGCCGCAUGCGCUACCUCAGCUUUGGUGAACUGGCGCACAUUGUACUUGGGCGCUUCGGGCGAAUAGCCGUCAACGCUUCGCUGAUUGUGACGCAGUUUGGCUUUUGCUGCGUAUACAUCAUCUUCAUCGCAAAGCACUUGCAAGAGUUCUCGGACCGGUUUUCCUAUCGCGUGUAUGCGCUGAUGAUAUCGCCAAUAUUCGUCCUUCUCUCGUGGAUCAAAACAUUCAAGACAAUCGCGUUUGCGUCCAUGAUUGCAAACCUCUGCAUAUUCUACAGCUUUGCCGUCAUUUACGCGUAUUACAUCCAGCACAUUGGCGAAAAACUCCCCGCCGACAAUGAGUGCCCGCUCACACGGUCGCUCGGGUGCGGGAUGUUGGCGCUUACGCUGCCGGCACUGAUGCACAUGUUUGCGCUUCGCCCGCUGCCCUGGUCGCACCUCGCAGUUGAUCUCUUCAUCGUCAUCUUCGGCAUCGUCGGAUCUGUGGCUGGCGUCUUCGUGUCCAUUCAACAGCUCAUCGCAGCAUCCUGA